CCUAGAAGAGCCAUGGAAGGGGACAGAAAUCACUCCUCUGUUGCUGUGUUCGUUCUUCUAGGAAUCACAGAUGAAAAAGAGCUGCAGGUGGUUCUAUUUUCAGUCUUCCUAGGGAUCUAUCUUGUGACCAUAGUUUGGAACCUGGCUCUUAUUAUCCUCAUCAAGAUGGACUCCCGGCUGCACAUACCUAUGUACAUUUUUCUCAGUUCACUGUCCUUUAUUGACAUCUGCUAUUCUUCUUCCAUCAGUCCAAAGAUGCUUUCAGAUUUCUUCAAAGAUGAAAAAACCAUUUCCUUCAUUUCUUGUGCCAUGCAGUAUUUUUCAGUAUCCUGGAUGGGUCAGGCUGAGUGCUGCCUGUUGGCUGCCAUGGCCUAUGACAGAUAUGUGGCUAUUGGCCGUCCUUUUCAGUACUCAUCCAUCAUGGCACCUGGACUCUGUUGGAAGAUGGUUGCUGGGGCACUUGGGACUGGUUUUCUUUCUAGUUUAGUUGAAACAGUUUCUUGCUUUCAUCUUGAUUACUGUGGGCCCAAUGUCAUUCAACAUUUCUUCUGCAACAUAUCUGAGGUUGUUAUUUUGUCUUGCUCCAAUCCCUUUAUAACCCAAAUGAUACUUUUUAUUGUUAUUUUAUUUGUGGGUUUUGGUUCUAUGGUUGUUAUCCUGUUAUCCUAUGGUUUCAUUGCAGCUUCCAUCCUGAAAAUAUCCUCAGUUAAGGGGAGUGCCAAGGCCUUCAAUACCUGUGCCUCCCACCUGGCAGUCGUGACAAUCUUCUAUGGCACAGUUCUCUCUGUGUACAUGCAUCCUAAUUCCAGACACUCUGAGCAGCAGGACAAGGUGCUGUCCGUGUUCUAUGUUAUCAUCAUCCCCAUGUUAAACCCUCUGAUCUACAGUUUGAGGAACAAGGAGAUCAGAGAGGCAUUCAAGAGGGUGACCAAGAGAGCUAUACAUUUAUAUUAA
Erinaceus europaeus (western European hedgehog) is the source of this 954-nucleotide messenger RNA. RefSeq names its product olfactory receptor 5AN6-like. Gene Ontology annotation, cellular component: membrane. Lineage: Eukaryota; Metazoa; Chordata; Mammalia; Eulipotyphla; Erinaceidae. Bases 13 to 954 code for a protein of 313 amino acids. The record is from RefSeq and is a predicted model, not a curated record. The transcript has a single exon. Gene Ontology annotation, molecular function: odorant binding; olfactory receptor activity; G protein-coupled receptor activity. Gene Ontology annotation, biological process: G protein-coupled receptor signaling pathway; sensory perception of smell.